AUGCCGAUGCAAAGACGUCACAGGUCGACCGUGGCGUGCCAGGAGUGUCGGGGGCGCAAGGUCCGCUGCAGCGUCACUGUGACGGGCAUCCCUUGCAUGCGGUGUGCUCAGGACGGUAUCGAGUGUAUAGUACAGGAUAGCCAUCAUAUGCUGAAUGUACGGUCGCGAAGCGCGAGAAGCGGUGACGAAAGCAAUAGUUCCAGGGCAUCUCCAUCAUUGCCCGAGCCGAUAACGCACCAGCCUGCCUCUGUUCCAGACGUCCAUCGUGGUGAUCCUCUGGCAGAAGGCCACAAUGACACGGCUUACCACUCUGACCCUGGGCGACAAAGAGACAUUGAAGAGGAGCGAAGUGGAGCUGAGAUAUCCUCCGCGGCGACAGGUCAAGGAAUCGUUAAUUCUGACUGCCUUUUCUAUCUUGGGGAGCAACCCGGGGCAACAUCCGUCAUUGAUGUCUGCUCGCAUCCUCAGAAGCCCAUCCAGAGGCAUAUUCUACUCCGUUCUGCUCCGCCCGUCACCAUCUCCCAGCAGGACAGCGACUAUCUCAAGCAAAAGGGCGUCUUUAACCUUCCUCAGCAGAGCUCUCGUAGAGAGAUACUUCGAGCAUAUUUCCAUCACUUGCAUCCGAUCCUACCUGUAAUAAACGUCGGUAUACUUCAAAACCUUCAUGAACCUGUCUAUGUUUCGUUAUCCGACUUGCUUCUCUUUUGGAGCAUGGCCUCGGUGGCAGUAAAUUUUGUUCCGAGUAGCGUUUGGCAGCUUGAGGGCUUUGGCUCUUGUAAGGAAAUGAAAGCCAAGGCUUAUGAACAUGCCAAGUGUGUCUACAACAACGGCGGCGUAAUCCAUCAAGAACAUCUCCUACAAUCCGCUCUACUCCUAUCCUUCUGGCAUUCUGACAGGGACAGACUCUCACAGCCGUGGUACUGGAGUGGAGUUGCAGUCAGCCUAUGCCAGAUCAUCGGACUACAUCGAAACCCAGAUUCGGUGAGGCUGAAUCCGUUGAUCAACCCUCAUCGCCGUCGCAUGUGGCGCCGCCUCUGGGGAGGUUGUUUAUUUCGAGAUCGAUGGCUGAGCGUGACACUCGGACGACCCAUGAGAAUCCGUCUUGGCGACUGCGACAUGCCCUUUCCCGCUGUCGAGGAUUUGCUGAGCGAUGUCGCUGAGAUUCCAUCCUCGCUGAGGGAGGCUUAUCUUCCACACGACCUCGGUCGACUGGCCAAGUAUUGGCCGGUCCUCUUACAGCUGAGCAGGCUUCUAGGCGACGUCACCAUGUUGUGCUAUCAGCAAAAUAGCCCUACGCCGAGUCUGGAGCAGUGCGAGUGUCUAGAGGCAGAGCUCUCGCAACACUGCAUUCCCGAUGUGAAUAACGGUGAGGAGAGCCGGUUGGAGAGGUUUCAUUAUUACCACGCACAAUUGCACUACCAAGCGCUUUUGAUCACAUUUUAUCGCCCCUGUGUGUCAAUGACGCCUAAAGAUCUUCAACCACCAGCCCAAGGCCCAUGGCAGAGUCGCAUGCGAACUCGACUAGCAUCGGCAGCAGCCUCCACCAAUGCUAUACUUGACAGCAUAGUACGUGAAGAGCUUGUCAGUUUGGCGUGCCCCAUGACUCCCCCACUCUUGGUACCAGCUAUGCAUGUUCAUCUCCUCGACUGCAAAUCACAAAACCCCCUCACUCGGAAACUGGGAUUCAACAAGCUCGAGUUCUGUAUGGAAGUAAUGCGAGAGCUUCAAAAGACUUACACCUCGGCGUCCGUCUUCUGCGGCAUCUUUGGAGAAGCAAUACGCCAGUUAUCGCCUGGCCAUCCUGAUCCAUCUGGCCUGGCUAGGUCCCAAACAACGACUCGGACAUCUGAUUUAAUGCAAAACGCUGAUGGUGGACUCAUGGCAGGUCCUCCGAAUGCUGAGUCCAUGCUCAUCACUGAUGACCUGCUGGAAAGCUUGUUAAAUGAGGGAUCGGGAUACAGUCUAUGGGAGUCGAUAAACAUGAUGGAACAGCCUUUUGAUUUCGGGGAUGAACCAGCAUAG
This is a messenger RNA of Fusarium falciforme, 2022 nucleotides long. Its product is annotated as Zn(2)-C6 fungal-type domain-containing protein. The record is from RefSeq and is a predicted model, not a curated record. The coding region runs from base 1 to 2022 and encodes 673 amino acids. NCBI's taxonomy places the organism in Eukaryota, Fungi, Ascomycota, Sordariomycetes, Hypocreales, Nectriaceae. Gene Ontology annotation, molecular function: DNA-binding transcription factor activity, RNA polymerase II-specific; DNA binding; zinc ion binding. Gene Ontology annotation, biological process: regulation of DNA-templated transcription; DNA-templated transcription. The transcript has 7 exons.